This is a messenger RNA of Argentina anserina (silverweed cinquefoil), 2150 nucleotides long. RefSeq names its product multicopper oxidase LPR2-like. Gene Ontology annotation, molecular function: oxidoreductase activity; copper ion binding. The coding region runs from base 176 to 1903 and encodes 575 amino acids. The transcript has 3 exons. The record is from RefSeq and is a predicted model, not a curated record. NCBI's taxonomy places the organism in Eukaryota, Viridiplantae, Streptophyta, Magnoliopsida, Rosales, Rosaceae.
ACAAAGAGAAUGCCCCCUCAAGCAUUCGCUAAAUAUCCUUAAAUCCUUUUUAUCAAUUUUCAACUAUAAAGACCAUGAGUCUUCACCUGUUACUCAUAUCUCACUCUCUUUCUAGCUUUCUUUCUUUUUUCCUCUAGCCUUCUCUCUCUCUCUCUCUCUCUGCAUGCAACCAUAGAUGGUUAAUAUGCAGAAAAUUCUGGUGUUUUCGGCUCUUCUGGUUUUAGGGGUGUUUAUGGAUUCUUCACGGGCAGAAGAGCAGCUUGUAAAUCUGACCAGGUUGCAGAUGUUCGUGGAUGAGCUACCUGACAUGCCCAGAAUCCAAGGCUUUGAGGUUGUCAAUGGUGUUCCAAAACCCAGGUCAUUCAAGGUUGGCAUGUACAAGAAGAAAUGGAAAUUCCAUAGAGACAUACCAGAAUCGACGGUGUACGCCUACGGUAAAAGCAAGCGCGCAGCAACUGUCCCUGGUCCAACAAUUGAGGCCCUCCAUGGCAUUUCCACAUCCAUUGAGUGGCAAAAUAAUAUCCAUUCGACCAAUCACAUCCUUCCUUGGGAUCCCACCAUUCCGACAGCUGCACCUUCCACCAAGAAGGGCAUUCCUACUGUGGUGCACCUACACGGCGCCAUUGGUGAACCCGCGAGUGACGGAAAUUCAAAUGCCUGGUUCACCGCGGACUUUAGAGAACGUGGCGAAACUUGGUCGAAGAAAACGUAUCACUAUUACAAUCAGCAACACCCCGGCAAUUUAUGGUACCAUGAUCAUGCGAUGGGGUUGACUAGAGUUAAUCUCCUAGCUGGCUUAGUUGGAGCCUACAUCAUCCGUCAUCCGGAUGUCGAGGCUCCACUCGGACUUCCCCAAGGCAAAUUUGAUCGCACAUUAGUGAUUUUUGAUCGUGCAUUCAACAGCGAUGGUUCCAUAUACAUGAAUUCCAAAGGAAACAACCCCUCCAUACACCCACAAUGGCAACCAGAGUAUUUUGGUGACGCUAUCAUUGUUAAUGGAAAGGCAUGGCCAAAAUUGACUGUACGACGUCGUAAAUACAGGUUCCGAAUAAUCAACGCCAGCAAUGCAAGAUUCUUCAAAUUCUUCUUCACCAACGGGCUGAGAUUCAUCCACGUAGGAGCCGACUCAGCUUACAUUGAAAAACCAGUUGCCAGCAGAGAAAUUUUACUGGGGCCAUCUGAGAUCACCGACGUGAUAGUCGACUUUUCCGAGGCGAAGACAAACAAUGCUAUCCUAGCCAACGACGCAGCGUAUCCUUACCCCGACGGCGACCCCGUCAACGAAGCCAACAGCAAGGUCAUGAAGUUUUCAAUUCGUCGCAAGAAGGAGGUUGACACGUCACGUGUUCCGGCGAAGCUAAUCCACUACCCUGCUCCUGAUAUAUCCAGUGCUUUGCAGACACGAUACAUUGCCAUGUACGAGUACGCUAGCGACAUUGAUGAGCCGACGCAUCUGUACCUGAAUGCUAAACCCUACGAUGCUCCGGCGACUGAGACUCCGAAAGAGGGGACGACGGAGAUUUGGAACGUGAUCAAUCUGACGGAGGACAACCACCCGCUGCACGUUCACCUUGGGUUGUUCGUUGUAUUGGAUCAGACCGACUUGGUGAACGUGGAGGAAUUCAGAGAUUGCAUGACUAAGAAAAACGAUGCUCUCAACUGCGGAAUAAGCAAGUAUGCACGCGGCAACAAGACGGAGGUGCCAGCUUAUGAGAAAGGGUGGAAGAACGUCUUCAAGAUGAGACCUGGUGCUGUGACAAAGAUUCUUUUAAGAUUUGCUUACAUACAUUCGAAUGCAUCCUAUGAAUUCGACCCGACUGCUGAACCUGGUUAUGUCUACCAUUGCCAUAUCUUAGAUCAUGAAGACAAUGCGAUGAUGAGGCCAUUGAAGAUAAUCCGGUGAUGGAGAAUUCAGAAUUGUACACAGUUGAAUUAUAUAUAGGUGAUUAAUACAUCGGUCAUAUUCUGCACAGUAUUUUGUUGUUUUGGAUUAUUUUCUUUUGCUUAGUUGUGACUAGUACGUUCUUCAUUGUUAUGCUGAUUAUUCAAAUGAUCAGGAACUGGCGAUCCAAGUUAAUAUUGGUGCUUUUGUCAUUACAAAACGUAUGCUUAUUACUAGGUUGUCCAAAUAGUUUGCAAUAAAACUCAGU